This is a messenger RNA of Scophthalmus maximus (turbot), 4105 nucleotides long. It is a transcript of the gene rasal3, whose product is annotated as RAS protein activator like 3. Gene Ontology annotation, biological process: regulation of GTPase activity. The record is from RefSeq and is a predicted model, not a curated record. The transcript is spliced from 19 exons. NCBI's taxonomy places the organism in Eukaryota, Metazoa, Chordata, Actinopteri, Pleuronectiformes, Scophthalmidae. Bases 332 to 3832 code for a protein of 1166 amino acids.
AAACAGUGAGAGAUUUCUGUAAAUAGGUGAACUUCUCUGUGUCAAUUCAUGAGGAAGCAAACAGCCCGUGUGUAAGAGGAGUUAGGUACUGGAGCAAAGCAACCACAGAAAGAGUAGAGUCGCAUGUUGUUGCUGGAUUACGUUUUGCAAGACAGGAAAUGAGACAAGCAGAGAGACAGAGCAUGUGCAGGCACAGACAACUUUGUCAUCCUUAACACGGACAACAAUCUCCAUGAUAGUAGAAAUCUCGCCGCGUCUCCUGUUAAGAUAUUUUUUGUUGCACUUUUGAGAGAAGAAACAGAAUUCGAGUCACACGCCAUAAAAAUCUGAAAUGGGCACGGAGGAGAAGGACUCAGAGCCUGCAGCUCAACAACUACCUAAGGAGCAUGGAUCACCUGAGGUGGAAAAGGAGCCUCCUGUGGACACUCUGCCAGGACAAAUAUCUGAGAACGCCGACCCCCUCAAUACAUACAGUUGGCAUACGGGCUCCAAAGGAACGCUCAAUGAGGUGAAAGACGGGGGAGAAGGAGGAGCAGCUUCUUCCACAUCUACAAUGGAUAAGAUCCAGAAGGCCUCCACCAACAAAUGGAGCAAGAUGCAGAACUGGCGCAAGGCCCUGAGCGAGGACCCCGGAGAUAAAAUUUCAUCCAGUGGGAAAGGCGGCGAGGGAGCCAAGCAGGGACCCAGGAAGAAAACAUUCAGGAGGGCCCUGUCCGAGCCUCCAGGGUCACUGUUCUCAGCCUUGUCCCCAUCCUCCAGUGCAGCUAGCUCAUCAAACGCAGCUUCAUCCUCAGCUGCUGCAGAGGCCUCAGGGGUCUCCUCCACAGACCCUUCACAGAAAGGGGGUGGAGGGGCGCUCCUAAAAAAGUACCUGAGGACUGUUUCCCAGAAGCUCAAGAGGCCCAAGCUGCAGAGUCGGAGCAGCACUCAGACAUUACUGACAGAUGAAGCAGCACGAGCUGUACCCACUGAACUGCCACGGCUUCAAUGGGCCCCUCCUCAAGAGGUCCCCUUAUGGGACAUUAGCAACUGCAACCUUGAAGAUGGACAAAUUCUCAUAUCCCCAGAGGAGGAGCCAACGAUGUGGACCCGAAACCGUGAAAGCAGCUCCCUGUCCAACCCCAGCAUGCAGAAUCUUGCAGAUAUCGACAAAGAAUGUAGUCCUGACCAUGUGGGCCUGUCAGGUGGCCCUCGACCAAAGAACCAAGAUGGUGGUGUGAGGGCACUGAUCAAGCGACGUCUGGAGAACAAGGCCAAGAGAAAUAGCAACACCCAACUAAACCAAAUGGGACAAAGCAAAGGAAGCAGGCAUUAUGGUUCCCGGGAGUCUGUGUCAAUUCCAGUCCCUGCAGUGGGGAGACUAGAUCUGACUCCAGACAUCAGCACUGUAAUCAGGCCAGUCCACAGCUCCAUUUUGGGGGAAAAGUACUGCUUUGAGGUGAUAAACUCAGAGAGCACCCAUUGCUUUGGCUGCUCCUCAGCUGCCGAACGUGACCGUUGGAUUGAAGACCUGAGACGAGCAGCCCAACCCAAUAAAGAUAACAUUGAGCGUACAGAGAACUCCCUGAGUCUGUGGAUAAAUGAAGCUAAGGAUCUGCCACCUAAACGGCGUUAUUACUGUGAGGUACACCUGGAUGGGACUCUGUUUGCCCGCACCAGCAGCCGAGCUGUUGGCAAGCCAUCUAACCGCUCCAGCUUGGCAGGGGACAGCUCUACUGGGUCCUCAGGAGGCCUGGGGGCCAGUGGAGGUGUGGCUGGAGGAUGUCAACUAUUCUGGGGUGAAUUUUUUGAGCUGGACAAUCUGCCCUGUGUUUCCCAAAUCACCUUGCACCUUUUCCGUGAGGAGGACCCCAAGAAAAAGCGCCAUUCCAGAGACGAGUCCAGUCUGCACCCACUGGGCAGUGUGGCUUUACCCUUACCAGAUAUCAGGGGGCGGACCUAUCAGGAGAAAUGGUAUCCAAUCACUCCAUACAAGACCUUGGGCACAUUAGGGAACAAAGAGGUACUGGGACCACAGGCAUCACUCCGCAUUAAUUCCCGUUUCCAGAAUUUGAAGGUGUUGCCCAUGGAGAAAUACAAAGAGUUUGCCGAGUAUGUGACGGUGGAUUAUAUGGAAAUGUGCAAAAGUCUGGAGCCACUUCUGAAUGUCAAGGAGAAAGAAAAGCUGGCAGGAGCUCUGGUCCAUGUACUGCAGAGUAUUGGCAAAGCCAAGGAGUUUCUCAUUGAUUUGGGUGGUGCAGAGGUGGAGCGUCUUGGAGAGAGGGAGGCACUGAUCUUCAGAGAGAACACACUGGCCACUAAAGCCAUUGAUGAAUAUAUGAAGCUCGUUGGCCAGAAGUACCUCAUUGACACACUAGGAGACUUUAUCAUCCGUCUCUAUGCAUCACUGGAGAGCUGUGAAGUUGAUCCUCGUAAAUGCCCUGCCUCUGAACUGUCAAACAACCAGAAGCACUUGAGGGAAACCUGUGAUGAGGUGGUGACGAAGAUUAUAGAGAUCCAUGGAACCUUUCCUGAGGAAUUGAACAAGAUCUUCUCCAGUUGGGUGGAGCUGUGUGAAGACCAGGGUAGACCAGAGAUUGGCCAACGUCUUAUCUCUGCUUCCCUCUUCCUUCGCUUCUUAUGUCCAGCCGUCCUCAGUCCUUCUCUUUUUGGUCUGACACAGCCUUAUCCAGAGUCAAACACCCUCCGUACCCUCACCUUAACUGCCAAAGUCAUCCAGAAUUUGGCCAACUUCACCUUGUUUGGCCAGAAGGAAGAGUACAUGCUUUUUAUGAAUGAAUUUCUGCAGCAACACUGGGAUGGAAUGAGGACUUUUCUUCAAACAGUGUCCAGUCUAGACAACGAAAUCCCAAUGACUUCUUUUGAUGGCUAUGUGGAUCUGCCUCUACGCCUUGCCGUGCUCCAUGGCCUGCUGGUAGACAUCAUCUAUCAGAAGGACCAGGACACAAUCGACAAGCUGCAGCCUCUGCCAUCGAUUCUGAACCAGAUUUCAGAGUCACUCGGCCCUGAAGCGCCUCGGAUCAUAGUUAGCAGCCAAAUGGGACAAGACAAGCCAGUGUAUGUUCCUCCUAAAGACUUGGGCAAGUACAGCCCUCACCAGUCAUCCCUCCAACAGCUUUCUGUGGACUCCAAAACCCUACGAGAUGGGGAUGGUAGGACUCGGAAGAAUAUAAAAGAGGGGAAGCCAGUCAAAAGAACUCAGAGUGCUCCCCAUAGACGUCCUGGUCAUGCAAAACAUAACUUGAAGAGACAGACGAGUUCUGAAGCACUACCAUUAUCUGACCUUGAACAAGAGAUGGAGACCAACCAGCCACUUAUCUCACCACCAAAUACUAGUGCCAGUGUCAAACGCACACAUGCACCAGUACCCUGGAUCAAAAACAGCCACAACAAAGAGUCAAGUGAGAUGAAGACUGAGAAUGAGGAGUUCAACUUACUUGAUAGGCAUGCUCAAGAUCUGUCAGAGCUUCGUCUGGGGAUAGAGCAGGUGACAGAGCGUGAGCUGGACAUGGCAAAGCGCCUGGAGGACUUCAUCAUCCAAAGCCAGGACCAAAAUGCAAUGCUGCUGGCUGAGGUGAACGAGCUCCGUGAUCUGUUGUCUGUAAGAGAGGAGCAGCUUUCCAGCGCCACCUUCAGGCUGGGUGUGAUUGAGGAAGAAAGAGAGGAGGAUGAGAAGAAGCUAAGUGUUGCCAUUGCAGCAUCUGAGCGAAUGAACGUACUGGAGGAACAGUUUGCUGGCCUGCUUAGGGACCUUCACCAGCUCAGUGAGGCCUCCAACAGUGGCCAAAACAAAAUUCAGCAUCCUGAAAAGCCACACAUCAACAGCAAAUGAACCCUGGAAGCUUCUGUGUCACAAUUUUGUAUAAAUACAUACAGUAUUUACAGUACAUGUGGAAACCACUGACUGAAGUUGCAAUGUGUUUUUCCUGGUUAGAUGUAGUUUUAUUAUAUUUAGAUAUUCAAAAAAGAUGCAAGUGGGCAAACUCUAACUAAGGAGAACAUGGAACCUACACAAUGUGUCUAUAUUUCAGCUUUUACUGUAUCUCGGUAACAGAUGUGUUUACCUUAAAAACCUUUCUGAUAAAUAAAAGAAAUUCAACCUGAA